Molecule: messenger RNA, 1591 nt
Organism: Austrofundulus limnaeus
Lineage: Eukaryota; Metazoa; Chordata; Actinopteri; Cyprinodontiformes; Rivulidae
Gene: rrp9
Product: ribosomal RNA processing 9, U3 small nucleolar RNA binding protein
Exons: 15
Coding region: 108-1544 (478 amino acids)
Cellular component (GO): small-subunit processome
Molecular function (GO): protein binding; U3 snoRNA binding
Source: RefSeq, a predicted model, not a curated record
ACUUCCAGCUUGAUCGUGGAAGACAUGUGGGUUUAUGUGAAUUGCUAAAAGAAAGUUGGAGAGCUUUACAGUUCUAGUUUAUUUGAAAACAUUUUUUACAUGCUAUCAUGUCUUCGUCGUUCUUUAUUAAGACAAAARCAAACCCUAAAUUAACCCAAAAAGGGAAAGACACAGCAGCGUCAAAAAGGAAGGCUGACGGUGGCUCCGAUGGAAAGAGCAAAUUUAAAAAACCCAACAAACACAACGAAGAGAUUUCCAGUGACUCAGAGACAGAGAGUCCUGCUGUGUCAAAGAAGAGGCAGGCCAAAGAGGAGUUGGAGUAUGAGGAGACACCUCAGGAGAAAAAGCUCAGAUUAGCUAAACUUUACCUUGAUCAGUUAAAGGAAGAGGAGGAAAAAAAGGCUGAAUAUGACUCCUUUGAGACGGAUCUGAUCGCAGGAAGGCUACAAGAAGAAGUGCUUGAACAGAAGGGAAAACUCCAGCGUCUUAUCGCCAAAGAUAUCAUCCCUCCAGAUGCUUCAGAGAUUAGAGUGUUAAGGGGACACAAACUUCCAGUUACAUGUCUUGUCAUCACGCCUAAUGACAAAAGCAUCUUCUCUGCUGCCAAAGACUGCUCAAUCAUUAAAUGGGACAUUGAAAGUGGUAGGAAGCUGCACACAAUCCAUGGAGGAAGGAAAGGUACGGAGGAACGCCACGUAGGACACACGGCUCACAUUCUAUGYAUGGCCAUAUCCUCAGAUGGAAAAUAUUUGGCCACUGGAGACAUGAACAAACUGAUCAUGAUUUGGGAGGCAGAAACUUGUAAACAUCUGUACAAAUUUACUGGACACAAAGGACCUGUGUCGGGUCUUUCGUUCAGGAAGGGGACUCAUGAUCUGUACAGUGCAUCUCACGAUCGUUCAAUAAAGGUGUGGAACGUAGACGAGAAUGCGUAUGUGGAAACCCUCUUUGGCCAUCAGGAUUCAAUCACAGGACUGGACAGUUUGAGCCGUGAGCGCUGUGUGACUGCCGGCGGGCGGGACGGCACUGUGAGAGUGUGGAAGAUAGCCGAGGAGUCUCAGCUGGUGUUUCACGGACACGAAGGUUCGAUUGACUGUAUCCAGCUCAUAAAUGAAGAGCACAUGAUAACAGGAGCGGAUGAUGGCUCGCUGUCUCUCUGGGGCGUCAACAAGAAGAAGCCUCUCUGCACRGUGAAGCGGGCUCACGGUUGCCACGGCAACCCGGGGCUGGAGCAGCCUCAUUGGGUGGUCUCCGUCKCGGCCCUUCAGAACUCCGAUACCGUCGCCUCAGGUUCUCACAACUCCCAGGUGAGCGUGUGGAAAUGUGGUCAGCACUAUCGUGGAUUGGAGCUUCUCUUCACUGUACCAGUGUCCGGUUUCAUCAACACUCUGAAGUUUUCGAGCUCUGGUCAGUUCCUUGUGGCUGGAGUCGGACAGGAGCACAGGUUGGGGCGAUGGUGGCGACUAAAAGAAGCCAAAAAUGGGAUUUAUAUUAUCCCGCUGAAAAGAAAACCUCAAAAUGCAGAAGAAAAUCAAGAUGACUGAAGAAUAAAAUGCCCAUUUGUAAAUAAAAUGUUUURAAAAAGGGGAAA